GUACGUUAGGAGGUAUUGUGCAUUUGACAUCUUCAACAUAAUACAUGUAGGUGCAUUAUCCACAGGUCAACUAAUCUUCAUUCUUUUGAUCAACGGAAGAAUUCAGGCAGCAUCAGUAUGAGUUCAGGAUUCUCAUCUAAAGUUCCCGAUUGCGUGGUCCAGACAUGCUACGAGUAUGAAGGCGUCAUCAUGCCCAACAUAAUGCGCAAGGAUGUAAUAGAACGCGUCAGGAACUUUGAGUGUCGACCUGAUGAUCUCUUCAUAGUAACCUAUCCCAAGUCAGGUACAACUUGGACGGAGCAUCUGUGUAUGCUAAUUAAACAUGACGGUGAUGCCAGCCAGUUAGGGGGCGUCCAUCUUAUAUUGAAGGUUCCAUUUCUUGAGAUGUUACAGGACCGUAAUAACAUUUCCACGUCACCAGCAUAUGUUGAUUUGGCCGAGAAGAUGCAGUCUCCAAGGAUGCUCAAAUCUCACUGUCAUCCACCUUUCUUACCCCUGGAUAUCCGAACCGAUGAUCCGAAAGCAAAGGUUAUUUACGUGGCCCGAAACCCAAAGGAUACGGCUGUCUCCUACUACCAUUUCUGCCAUUAUUCGUCGGUUCUUCCAAAAUAUGAAUCUUGGGAUGUUUUUUUUGAGGAGUUCUUAGCUCAUAGGGGCGAGACGGUGAAAUUCCAAAUCUCGUCUUCUCGACUUCUCGGAUACGAGAAGGCGAUAAAGCGAGAUUCCAAACCUCGUCUUCCCGACUUCUCGGGUAUGAGCAGAUGA
This is a messenger RNA of Lytechinus pictus (painted urchin), 765 nucleotides long. RefSeq names its product sulfotransferase 1C4-like. The record is from RefSeq and is a predicted model, not a curated record. Gene Ontology annotation, molecular function: sulfotransferase activity. NCBI's taxonomy places the organism in Eukaryota, Metazoa, Echinodermata, Echinoidea, Temnopleuroida, Toxopneustidae. Gene Ontology annotation, cellular component: cytoplasm. Gene Ontology annotation, biological process: sulfation. The transcript is spliced from 6 exons. The coding region runs from base 118 to 765 and encodes 215 amino acids.